This is a messenger RNA of Cyprinodon tularosa, 1402 nucleotides long. RefSeq names its product transcription elongation factor, mitochondrial (gene tefm). Gene Ontology annotation, cellular component: mitochondrial nucleoid. Gene Ontology annotation, biological process: mitochondrial transcription; transcription elongation by mitochondrial RNA polymerase. Gene Ontology annotation, molecular function: DNA polymerase processivity factor activity; nucleic acid binding. NCBI's taxonomy places the organism in Eukaryota, Metazoa, Chordata, Actinopteri, Cyprinodontiformes, Cyprinodontidae. The record is from RefSeq and is a predicted model, not a curated record. Bases 100 to 1230 code for a protein of 376 amino acids. The transcript has 5 exons.
GUCACAGACGUAUUUCCGGUAGAGGUCACUGAGCGCUCCGUUGCUAAUGUGAGGAAAAUUAAUCCUGAAAUGGUUUCAUAACUAAAGGAAGAAGGAUCGAUGUGGCUCCUUAGAAGAUUCCUGUCGCCGGUGGUUAGAAGAGGUCGCCAUGCCGGGCGGCUGGGCUUCCUCCUCCAGCCGCGCUACGGUUCCCGUCCGGCCGACCUGGAGCUGCGUUACCUUCAGUGCACCUGCUGCUGGAGGAGCAGGGUUCCCGUGGCCGGCUUCGAGACCUUGAACGCCUCGCUCACCUCCCCGUCUGAAGCCCGUAAGGAGGAAGACGGCGGGAGUACGCUGGACGCCUGCUACACCUCGGAACAGCGGGACGCCAUCCUGCAGCUCCUCAACAACGCCACCUCGGCGGAGCUGGCCGGGGUCAAGCUGCUGAGAGGCCGCAAGUCACUGAGCAUCGUGGAGUACAGGACCAAACACGGACCUUUCCGAACUCUGGAGAGCGUGGUCAACGUUCCGCUGCUGAAGCACAAGAGCGCCGUCACCGUGUUUAACGCCAUCCUGAACCCGGUGAGGAAGGAGAAGAAGGUCAGGGUCCAGCUGGCCAAGUUCAUCCGGCCGGAGGUCGACCGGUCCUGGUUGGAGGCGGCGGCGUCCGUCAUCUCAAUCGUAUGUGGGACCAAUAAGAUCGCCUGGGCCCAUGUGGACCGUGGGAUGAACGUCCUAGAAUGGCAGCAGAUGGACUGUCCUCAUUUCUUCAAAGGAUCCUACAUGGCUUCUUCAUACCUGAGUGACGUGUCCUCGGUGGUGUCGGCCCUCCCAUCAGCAGAUUUCUACCUGAUAGAGAAGCCGUCCAUCUCUGUGCAGAACACAGCUCUGUUUCCUGUCAUGGCUCACAUGAGGACAGUGGAGGCCAUGCUGUUCGCUCUGCUGGAGCCCAGAGUCUCCCCACCGGAGCCCAAUAUUCCUCCCAGGGUCCUCAACAUGAUGAGGGUCGCCGUGGGACGCCACUUUGGCCUGAUGGUGGGGGAGUCCAGGACCAGCGGCGCUCAGACGGUGCGGCAGCUGAUGACGGAGUCGGUGACGCAGAAGUUUCCCCGGAUAAACUUCCCCCAGGAGCUUCUGGCCAAAUACAGGAACUCCUUCCAGCUGGGCAGCAGGAGAGGAGGGGAGGAGCUAUGUGACGCGCUGCUGCAGGCCGUAGCGUUCUACGAGCUGCUCGCCCAGCCCUCCUGCUAGCUGCAGGAUACCCACCUGCUUCCAGGCGCUUUGCUCCGCCUCCGGAUGGCUUCAGGACACGUUUAAACUGAAUAUGUUAAAAAUAGUUUUAUUUACCAUUAUUUGCAUAAACAUGAUUAAAGGCUGUAAAGUUCUGUUCGACUGAUGAGGCUGAAUAAAAGAACCAAGUUCA